AUGACACAUCGGAGUGUCACCCGUGACGCGGUGGGUGUCACCGCCACACUUGUCACUUUCCAAGUUGAAAUCGCAGCGAUCGCCUGCGAUUCGCUGUUUUCGAGGGAAUACGAGGAGGAGGAGGUGAGAAGACGAUCUGUGGUGGUUCUGGAGAGUUUUGUGUGUUUCGGUUGUCAACCGUGUGUUUCGGUUGUCAACCGGAGAUGGGUAAGUGAAGUGUCAGUGGUGACACUCGAGGCCGUGUUCUCGACACCGGCCUGUGGCGCUCUUCAUAUUCUGCUGCUGCUGCUGCUGCUGCUACUUCGUGGUGGUGGUGGUGGUGGUGGUGGUGGUGUUAGUGUCGUCGUCGAAUGGCGGCUCCUUGCCAGCUGGAUGGCUGGCUGGCUCUUACCUCUCUGGCUGGUUCUUAAACCCGAACAUGUUCUCUGA
This is a messenger RNA of Necator americanus (New World hookworm), 429 nucleotides long. RefSeq lists its product as uncharacterized. Bases 1 to 429 code for a protein of 142 amino acids. NCBI's taxonomy places the organism in Eukaryota, Metazoa, Nematoda, Chromadorea, Rhabditida, Ancylostomatidae. The record is from RefSeq and is a predicted model, not a curated record. The transcript has 3 exons.